Hibiscus syriacus is the source of this 1997-nucleotide messenger RNA. RefSeq names its product putative boron transporter 5. NCBI's taxonomy places the organism in Eukaryota, Viridiplantae, Streptophyta, Magnoliopsida, Malvales, Malvaceae. Gene Ontology annotation, molecular function: solute:inorganic anion antiporter activity. Gene Ontology annotation, biological process: monoatomic ion homeostasis; monoatomic anion transport; transmembrane transport. The coding region runs from base 87 to 1889 and encodes 600 amino acids. The record is from RefSeq and is a predicted model, not a curated record. The transcript is spliced from 11 exons. Gene Ontology annotation, cellular component: plasma membrane.
AUUAAAUUCUCGGACUAUAAGCUAUAAGCUAUUUCGAAGUUGCCUUUGUUUUUCUUUUUCUUCCAGCUGUUUUCUGCUUCUUGAAAAUGGAAAACUUGAAAGCUCCUUUCAAGGGUAUUGCAAAUGAUGUCAAAGGAAGAGCAGCUUGUUACAAACAAGACUGGGUUGCUGGUAUUCGUUCAGGAUUGGGGUAUACCCUCCCUAUACAUUUGAUAAAAGUCCUAGCUGAAGAAUUGUACUUGGCUUGGGCUGGAUGGGUUUGUAUUUGGACUGCUCUCUUGUUGUUUCUCCUUGCAACUUUCAAUGCUUGCACGAUAAUCAAUCGGUUCACAAGGGUUGCCGGCGAGCUUUUCGGCAUGUUGAUUAGUGUUCUGUUUAUUCAAGAGGCCAUCAAGGGAUUGGUGAGUGAGUUUCAAGUUCCCGAAGAUCAAGAUUCGAAGUUAGAGAAGUAUCAGUUUCAAUGGCUUUACACAAAUGGACUGUUGGGAAUCGUAUUCUCGUUUGGCCUUCUCUAUACCGCCUUGAAAAGCCGAAGGGCGAGGUCAUGGUGGUAUGGAACAGGGUGGUUUAGAAGCUUCAUUGCAGACUAUGGGGUCCCUUUAAUGGUUGUAGUGUGGACAGCAAUGUCUUUUAGUGUACCAAGCAAAGUUCCAUCUGGGGUUCCAAGAAGGCUCUUUAGUCCUAUGCCAUGGGAAUCUGCAUCGUUGCAACAUUGGACUGUAAUUACGGAUAUGGGAAGGAUCCCUCCAUUGUAUAUCUUUGCUGCAUUCAUUCCAGCUGUGAUGAUCGCGGGACUUUACUUUUUCGACCACAGUGUUGCGUCACAGAUGGCACAACAAAAGGAAUUCAAUCUCAAGAAUCCGUCUGCGUAUCAUUACGACAUCCUGCUGCUCGGAUUCAUGACUUUACUUUGUGGAUUAAUCGGUCUCCCUCCUUCGAAUGGUGUCCUACCACAGUCUCCUAUGCAUACCAAGAGCCUUGCAGUUCUCAAAGGGCAGCUGAUCAGACGAAAAAUGGUGGCGAGUGCGAAAGAAAGCAUAAAUCAGAAGGCUAGCAACUCCGAGAUAUAUGGCAAAUUGCAGGCGGUCUUCAUCGAUAUGGACAAGAGUCCAGAAACUGCAGUAGUUAAGGAGUUGGAAGACUUGAAGAAGGCAGUUAUGAAAGGUGAAAAGGAAGGAGAAAUCGAGAAGGAAAAAUUCGAUCCCGAAAAGCAUAUUGAUGCCUACUUGCCCGUUCGAGUUAACGAGCAGAGAGUGAGCAAUCUUUUGCAGUCACUCCUAGUUGCUGCAUCAGUAUGUGCUAUGCCUGCAAUCAAGUUGAUACCUACAUCGGUUCUUUGGGGAUAUUUCGCAUACAUGGCCAUCGACAGUCUUCCGGGGAAUCAGUUCUGGGAAAGGAUGCUACUUCUCUUCAUUACACCUAGCAGGCGAUACAAGGUAUUGGCAGGUGUCCAUGCUUCAUUCGUGGAGUGGGUACCAUACCGAUAUAUCGCGAUGUUUACGCUCUUCCAGCUCGUAUAUCUCCUAAUAUGCUAUGGUGUUACAUGGAUUCCCAUAGCUGGAAUCUUGUUCCCUUUGCCCUUCUUCCUUCUCAUCAUCAUAAGACAAUACAUUCUCCCAAAGAUCAUCCUCCCAAAUUAUCUCCGGGAACUCGAUGCGGCCGAAUACGAGGAAAUGACUGGAGCCUUCCCAAGAUCAUCCCUCGGCCUCUCUUCAAGGGACAUGGAUACAUCUUGUAUUGAGAAUGAAGAUGAUGGAGCUGAAAGAUUUGAUGCUGAGUUAUUAGACGAGUUGACAACAAGCAGAGGGGAGUUAAAGGUCCGAACCGUUAGCUUCGGAGAGGAAAGGAAAGGCCAGGUUCAUCCAAAUGAUAUUGUUGAGGAAGAAUGAGAUGAGUUGACAAACAUGAACAAUCAUGUAGGGUUCUUAGAUAAUCUUUUUCCUCCAAUCAACCUCUUAGUAUAUGUAAAAUGUAAUUCUCUUUCCAUGAAAACUCAA